AAGCGUUUCAGUCAGAUCUUGGCCAGCCACCGAGAGACAACCCAUAACCAUCACCACAACACACACGCAAAACAGUAACACCCACCCCACCUGGUACGGUGUAGAGCGGAUUAGGCGAUAAGGCGGCCAUAAACAUAAGGCGAUCUGAGAUCUGGUCUGGUUACGUAAACAGAAGAACGAAAGAGUAUGGAGGUGCCACCGCCACUUGUGCUCAAGCGACCGCUCUAUGUGCCCAGCAAGACGCUGAUGGGCCCCGGACCCUCCAACUGCUCCCAUCGCGUCCUGGAGGCCAUGAGCAAUCCGGUGCUGGGCCACAUGCAUCCCGAGUGCCUGCAGAUCAUGGACGAGGUGAAGGAGGGCAUCAAGUACAUCUUCCAGACCCUCAACGAUGCCACCAUGUGCAUCAGUGGAGCCGGCCACUCGGGCAUGGAGGCCGCCCUGUGCAAUCUGAUCGAGGAUGGCGAUGUGGUGCUCAUGGGCAUCACCGGCGUUUGGGGCCAUCGUGCCGGUGACAUGGCCCGUCGUUAUGGCGCCGUAGUUCACUAUGUGGAGGCCAGUUUCGGCCGUGCCCUCUCGCACGAGGAGAUCACAUUCGCCUUCGAGGCGCAUCGCCCCAAGGUGUUCUUCAUAGCCCAGGGUGACUCCUCCACCGGAAUUAUCCAGCAGAAUAUCCGCGAGCUGGGCGAACUGUGUCGCAAGUACGAUUGUUUCCUCAUCGUGGACACGGUGGCCUCGUUGGGCGGCACCGAGUUCCUCAUGGACGAGUGGAAGGUGGAUGUGGCGUACACGGGUUCCCAGAAAUCCCUCGGCGGUCCCGCCGGCCUCACACCCAUUUCGUUCAGUAAACGCGCUUUAACGCGCAUCCGAAAGCGAAAGAGCAAGCCGAAGGUGUACUACUUCGACAUUCUGCUGAUUGGUCAGUACUGGGGCUGCUACGGCACACCCAGAAUCUACCAUCACACCAUAUCCUCCACCCUGCUGUACGGACUGCGUGAGGCACUGGCCCACUUUUGUGCCGUUGGCCUGAAGGCGGUGGUGCGACGGCAUCAGGAGUGCUCCAAGCGGUUGCAGCUGGGCAUCGAGGAGCUGGGCCUGGAGAUGUUCGUGUCGCGGGAGGACGAGCGUCUGCCCACGGUAAACACGAUUAAGGUGCCCUUCGGCGUCGACUGGAAGAAGGUGGCCGAGUACGCCAUGCGCAAGUACAGCGUUGAGAUUAGCGGCGGUUUGGGACCCACUGUGGAGCACGUCUUCCGCAUCGGCUUGAUGGGCGAGAACGCCACCGUGGAGCGCGUGGACAUGGUGCUCAGCAUCCUGAACGAGGCCAUCCAGAGCAGCAAGCUGGGGAUCAAGACGGAUCUCUCUAAAAUUUAGUAAUCGUAACCUUGCCAUCAAUAGAUCUAAAAUAAAAACAAUCUUGGAAAACUAAA
Drosophila yakuba is the source of this 1427-nucleotide messenger RNA. RefSeq names its product alanine--glyoxylate aminotransferase (gene Agxt). The transcript has 3 exons. The record is from RefSeq and is a predicted model, not a curated record. Bases 187 to 1371 code for a protein of 394 amino acids. Gene Ontology annotation, cellular component: peroxisome. Gene Ontology annotation, molecular function: L-alanine:glyoxylate transaminase activity; L-serine:pyruvate transaminase activity. Lineage: Eukaryota; Metazoa; Arthropoda; Insecta; Diptera; Drosophilidae.